Messenger RNA from Gopherus evgoodei (Goodes thornscrub tortoise), 1565 nucleotides. It is a transcript of the gene ASB5, whose product is annotated as ankyrin repeat and SOCS box containing 5. NCBI's taxonomy places the organism in Eukaryota, Metazoa, Chordata, Testudines, Testudinidae. The record is from RefSeq and is a predicted model, not a curated record. Gene Ontology annotation, molecular function: protein binding. Gene Ontology annotation, biological process: intracellular signal transduction; protein ubiquitination; positive regulation of protein catabolic process.
CCUGGCACUGAGGAGUGCCUAACUGGAGCCAUAUGACCUUAUCAACACAUUUGAGAAUUGUACCGAACACUGACAAACACUCUGGUGCAAUAAUGUCUGUUAUAGAGGAAAAUCGCCCUUUUGCCCAGCAACUAUCCAAUGUCUACUUUACUAUACUUUCACUUUUUUGUUUUAAACUUUUUGUGAAAAUCAGCCUUGCCAUUCUCAGUCACUUCUACAUUGUAAAGGGGAGUAAGGAGGCAGCAAGGAUAGCUGAUGAAUUUUAUGGAAUUCCUCAAGGGCCAGGUUCUUGGGCAGAUCGUUCACCACUGCAUGAGGCAGCCAGUCAAGGACGUCUCCUUUCUCUAAAAACUUUACUGUCACAGGGUUACAGUGUGGACACUCUGACAAUUGACCAUGUCACUCCACUGCAUGAAGCCUGCCUAGGAGAUCAUGUAGGAUGUGCAAGAAUCCUUCUUGAAGCAGGGGCAAAUGUAAAUGCUACAACAAUUGAUGGAGUGACCCCAUUAUUUAAUGCAUGUUCAAGAGGCAGUGCAUCUUGUGCAGAGCUUUUGUUGGAGUAUGGUGCCAAAGCUCAGUGGGAGUCAUGUCUCCCUUCACCGACUCACGAAGCAGCCAGUAGAGGUAAAAAACUAGCUUCUGAGCAUACAUGUCUGGAAGUUCUGAUCUCCUGGGGCAUAGAUGUUGACCAAGACAUUCCUCAUCUGGGAACACCUCUAUAUAGCUGUGUUUCACAGCAGAUCCAUUGCAUUCGAAAACUUCUUUAUGCAGGCGCUAAUAUACAGAAAGGAAAGUAUUUGGACACUCCACUACAUGCAGCGGCUCAGCAACCCAGUACAGAGAUAGUAAAUUUACUUCUUGAAUUUGGGGCCAACAUUAAUGCCAAGAAUACAGAUUUUGAACGGCCCAUAGAUUUAGCUGCCCCAAGCAGUUUGGUGGAGAGAAUGUUGCUUCUGCAUGAAGCUACCCCAUGCUCUCUUUGCCAGCUCUGCCGACUAUGUAUCCGAAAUUGCAUAGGAAGAGCAAGACUGCAUCUUCUCCCCCAACUUCAGUUGCCAACAAUAUUGAAGGAGUUUUUACAGUAUAGAUAAAAUAGUGGCUAACCUUUAGAAACUUGAACAAGUACUGUUUUGUCUGUAUGCCUGAAUGUUACACUGAAGAACUUCUGAGGAAAUAGUCCCUUUACAUAUUACUAUACUAAGUUCUUUGACACCAGGAGUCGUGAUGUAACAAUAUUUGGGAGCCCUUGAACGACUCGGUGCCAAGGUGCUAAUACAACUGAGUAAAAUGAAGUGUGCUAAUACCCUGGGAAAUGAUUGUAUAGCUAGCUUUAGCUUAACACUUACUAACUAGCUAUUUUGCUGAUAAAGUUAAUUAAUUGUAUUUGUACGUUAUAAUCUGUUUGAUGCAUCUGAAACCUCACAGAGUUCCUUUACAAGUAUUGUUGAGUUUGUCAAUUUGGAUUUAUUAUUGUAUAUUUGUAAAUGUCUGUUAUUUGUGUCUAGAAAUACACAACAAUAGGUGCACUCUAUAAGUUGGAAAAAUAAAUAGGUUUCUCAAUUUUU